UGUCCUGAAUGCGUCAUGGGGCCGAAUGCGGAAGUACAGGAGCUCUAACGUGUUACUGCAGAAUCCUGUUAGACAAGCUACUGCACAUAGUGAAUGCUGUGAACCUGCAUUACCGACGAAUAACAGACAAAUCCGUAGCCAUGUCUCAGAGGGACCUGAAGGAAGCGUUUGUCAGUAAUCUCAAUGGGACCAGUCUGCAGGAGGUGCUAGUGGGCUCAUUUCUUUCCCCACUAUGUCUCAUCAACAGAGGACUGAUUCUGACCUUCUACUAUCAGGCCAAAGGGACUCUUCCUCUGCCACUUCCACAGAUUUCUCACCUGCUUCUGGACUUCUGUGUGCUGAUCCUUCCCCUCGUCCUGUCUUGCACCGUCCUGAGCAGCGUUCUUCACCAGGUCAUCCUGAGCCUGACCUUUGUAACGGCUUGUGCGUUAUGUUACAUCUGUCGUUCAGCUCGGCACCCACAAAAAAACGUCAGCGCCUUCCUCCAGAGUCACGUUCAGUUCAACCAGGUUCCCUUCGUGACUAUCUUUCGAGUGCUUGUGAACGUGAAAACAGCCAUCAGCAUUCUUGCCGUGGACUUCAGUGUCUUCCCAAGGCGAUAUGCUAAAACUGAGACCUAUGGGACAGGGGUUAUGGACUUUGGCGUUGGAGCGUACGUCUUUGCAAAUGCCAUCGUCUGUCCAGAGGCGCGGGGGAAGAACAUCUCAGGAUCCAGGAUGAAUCACAUCGUGAAGCAGCUCCUGGCCGUGUGGCCCCUGGUUGUUCUUGGUAUGGGAAGGCUAGUGAGCCUCAAGAUGUCCGGCUACCAAGAGCAUGUGUCAGAAUACGGCGUCCACUGGAAUUUUUUCUUCACACUCGCCAUUGUCAGAGUCGUGGCCUCUGUGCUUUUGGCCGUUUUCCCAGCCAGUUGGUCAUGGGUCAUUGCCCUUCUGAUCAGUGGAUUUUAUCAGCUCGCUCUGGAGACAUCAGGGCUGAAGGCUUUCAUUAUCCACAACGAUGACAGAGAGAAGGACUUACUGCAUGCUAACAAGGAGGGCAUAUUCUCUGUCGUGGGCUAUGUGGCCAUCUACAUGGCAGGAGUUCAAGUUGGACUCUACGUGAUGAAGCCAAGAUCCCAAAUCAGACAGUGGCUCAAAACACUUUUCAACCUCUUUUUGGGAAGUCUUGUCCUGUACGCUGCUUUGUACGCAUGUCAGACACUCGUGGAGCCGGUGUCUCGCCGCUUAGCUAAUUUACCUUUCUUCCUCUGGAGCAUUGCUCAGUCUAUGUUUUUUAUGUCCUGUCUCGGUACAGCCGACAUGGUGUUACUGUUUUCCAAAAGAUCAUCAGGCUGCAACUUUGUACCCACGUCGUGGAAUCUGUAUAAAAAACAAUCGGACUCUGAGAAAAAGACAUCUGAGAUGGAAAGACACUGUCUGGUUCAAGCAGUCAGCAGGAAUCAGUUGUUGUUUUUCUUGCUCGCAAAUCUCAUGACAGGAUUGACCAACUACAUAGUGAACACACUCGUUUGCAGCAGCUCAUUCUCAGUGUGCGUUUUACUUUCGUACAUGUUCGUGAAUUGCUUUGUAAUAUACGUUUUACAUCUUUGUGGAAUUACAAUGAAAUUCUGGUAAAAUUGCAUUCAUAAAACUACAAGGUUCAUUUGUGAAUUUUGAAGGUUUUUGUGGGGCUGCAGUGACAGACAUUGAACAACUGAAAAUACUGGGAGAAUUAAAUGUUAUAAGAAAAUAUGAUCUGUAAUGCCCAAGAUACUGUUGUACAUAUGUUUAUUUAUGUAAAUAAGUGCAUUUCUUGUUAAAAUGGUGUCUCCCAAUACGUGAAGACUUGGACUACAAUAUAGUGUGAAACCAAACACAGAGUGUUCUUAAGUUAUAUGUUUUUUUUUAAUUCACCUGAGUUGUUGCUGCUGAAUAAUGCAUUCUGCUUAUAUGGGAUUGGUCUACUAUUAGGGCAGUCCUCAACCAGAGAAAUUCUUAGUCAACCAACACUCCUACGAUUUUGUUAAUAAUUUAUUAGUUGACGACUAAUCGUUUCUUGAAGUUUCUUGGAAAUAAGUCAUUCAGCAUGAAAAAAAGCAUUAAAAAAUGACUAAUCGACUAAAGAAAUCUUAGUCGACUAAGACCAAAAUGACCGAUUAGUUGACUAAUGGACUAAGAGGGGGCGGCCCUACCUGCUAUAGAACUGAUAUCAGCUGACUAGGACUUAAGAAUUGGUAUUUUGCUUUCAAUCAUUCAGUGAACUUGAUGGUGAAUUGUCCCAAACAGACACUUUUCUCUUUAUUAUUCUGUUCAAAUAAAGAAAAUAUGUGCACAAUAAUUCUUCCAUGUACAGUAUAAACACAGACAACAUAUAUAUUCAAUACUUAAGAGUUUCAAACCAGAGCUGCAAUACGUUGUAUGCUCAGCUCUGAAAAAAAACUGUCUGCAAAUGUACAUCCACACAUUUUCAAAAAUAAAGAUUUGCCCUUUCAAAA
Sebastes umbrosus (honeycomb rockfish) is the source of this 2473-nucleotide messenger RNA. RefSeq names its product phosphatidylinositol glycan anchor biosynthesis, class W (gene pigw). The coding region runs from base 9 to 1613 and encodes 534 amino acids. Gene Ontology annotation, molecular function: glucosaminyl-phosphatidylinositol O-acyltransferase activity. The record is from RefSeq and is a predicted model, not a curated record. The transcript has 2 exons. Gene Ontology annotation, biological process: GPI anchor biosynthetic process; protein localization to plasma membrane. NCBI's taxonomy places the organism in Eukaryota, Metazoa, Chordata, Actinopteri, Perciformes, Sebastidae. Gene Ontology annotation, cellular component: endoplasmic reticulum; membrane.